This is a messenger RNA of Caenorhabditis briggsae, 1971 nucleotides long. RefSeq names its product Protein CBR-LRON-5 (gene Cbr-lron-5). Bases 1 to 1971 code for a protein of 656 amino acids. Lineage: Eukaryota; Metazoa; Nematoda; Chromadorea; Rhabditida; Rhabditidae. The transcript has 7 exons. The record is from RefSeq and is a predicted model, not a curated record. Gene Ontology annotation, molecular function: protein binding.
AUGCGUAUCCUCGUUUUAAUACUUUUUAUGAGCACUUUCCCUUCAUCUCGAGCAGAUCUCUGUGCUCAUUGUGACUGUGAUUUUCUGUCGCACACUGUGGUUUGCAACCGCCCAUCUUUACUAGUCAGAACAGUAUCCAUGCUUCCAAAUAUUCAACAACUUCAUCUGAAUUCUUUGAAUCUUCCGCAACCUCCGCAUUUUUUGUUUCAUCCGAAUCUUCGAGUUCUGCGAAUGAGCCGAUGUGGAAUGCAUGAAGUUCCAGGAAGUACAUUUUUGCCUUUACCAGGGUUAGAGGUCAUUGAUUUAUCAAACAACCAUUUGGAAACGCUCCCGCCUACCGUACUCCGCAGUCUCAAAUUUCUCCGAGUUCUUAUAUUGACGAACAAUCGAAUCUCGAAUUUGGACCAAUUGGCAUGGAUCCUCUCUCCUGGAGUUGUUCUAGAACAAUUGGAUUUAUCAGGAAAUCCAAUUGCAAUUGCCACAUCAAUGACUGUUUUCCCACCAGUUCGACAACUUUUCUUAUCCGAUACUAGGAUGGAAAGUGUAAAUGAAACUGUCAUUAUGUUCAAAAAACUUCCCGGAAAGUGUGAAAAAGAUGUCUGCCGUCAUAUUCCAAUUCACAACCUCAAUAUUUCUCUAAUCACAACAAUCGAUUUCUCUUCAAAUCGAGAGCUGGAAAUCGAUUCUGGAGCUUUGGAUAUUUUUUCGAAUGCAACUUUUGUUGAUUUGAGUAACACUCGAUUGCCAAUCGGGUUUGAGGAAUGGUUGGAGAGGAAGAGUAGAGUCAAGAGUUUGAAUAUCAGUCAUUGCCAGAUGCCUCUUCACGAAGACACUUGGACAGCUUGCGGUCAAUUCUUGCACUCAUUAGAUAUUUCUGGAAUCGGUGCAAAGCGACUCAGGUUCUCCAGAUUCUGUCCAAUCAGAACUGUGUUUGCUCGAGAUAACUUGCUUUCCACAGUUUACAUCGAUGCUGUUUCCAUAGAAUCAAUGCAUUUUGAGAGAAACAUGUUCAGUGAUUUCCCAAUUCCACCACCUGGAGUCGAGUUAACAGAACUUCAUACUUUGAGUUUAUCUCAUAAUUUGAUGACAUCCUUGCCACCUCAUGCACUUCAAUCCUAUCCCAAUUUACAACAUUUUGAUCUCUCCAACAAUCAAUUAAGCGAGAUUGAUCCUCAAGCAUUCCCAUCAAUUGGGCUCGGUUUGAUAUCUCUUGACCUAAGUUCAAACCAACUUUCAUCUCUUCCUCAUCCGAUUCUUCCAUCUCUUCUUCUUCUUGAUCUGUCAUCGAAUACGAUUUCUCAUCUGGAUCCUCAUUUUUUCACUGGUCUACCAAUGCUUCAACAACUUCGAAUCGCUUCAAAUCCCACUCUUUUCUCGAGAUGUCCAAACCGCGAAUCUCCGUGCUGGAGCGAUCAUUUAGAUGAAUUAACGUCGCUUGUUGAUUUGGAUAUUUCAAAUUCUGGUCUUGAAUUCUCACUUCAUUUAAGACAUUUGAGAACAUUGAAAUCAUUGAUGUUGCGUGGAAACGAGAUCAGAAUUAUCGAUGCAAAAUCACUACCGGAAAACUUGAGAACAUUGGAUUUGGGAGAGAAUCGAGUACAGUUUACUUCUAAUUUCUCAAAACUAGAACACUUAAGAGACUUGCGAGUUGACCAAAAUCCUCUGCGGUGUGACUGCUCUCUAUACGAUAUUGUUCCACAUCUUCUGAAUCAAAGUCAAGUAUCUGACCCACUUCUUUACUAUUGCUUCUCAGGAUCCUGGCAAUAUCCACUGCUUCCAUAUUUGGCAUCAGUCAAGCCAUGUAUCAAUACAACUCGUAACUUUUAUUCGAUUCUUAUCACCACAUUUAUCAUUGCAUUCGCUAUCGUCGCAGCUCUGAUUGGCGGUUUUCUGGUAUACAGAAAAUAUGCAGAACGAGCCAAUUUUGUCUACAAACGAAUUUCCCUUGUCGAAUCGCCAGUUCGGUUGUAG